This is a messenger RNA of Engraulis encrasicolus (European anchovy), 3428 nucleotides long. Its product is annotated as reticulon-4-interacting protein 1 homolog, mitochondrial-like. The transcript is spliced from 10 exons. Gene Ontology annotation, cellular component: mitochondrion. Gene Ontology annotation, molecular function: oxidoreductase activity. Bases 334 to 2301 code for a protein of 655 amino acids. Lineage: Eukaryota; Metazoa; Chordata; Actinopteri; Clupeiformes; Engraulidae. The record is from RefSeq and is a predicted model, not a curated record.
GGUGUGUUGUAUGUCAGUGACAUAACUCCAUAACGCUAACAACCAGUAGAUGCUACUCUGCCGUUAACGUUAACUUAUAACUUGUAACAGUAUUGCCUGAACCGUGUAUGAUACCCAGUGCGUUGUAUAACGCUAGUUUGUAGCAUAGCCCACAUGCUCGCUUGUUGAAAUCGAAAAAGAACAUGCCGCGAGUUGAGGCUAACUUGCAGGUCCAAGCUGUCAGUCAGUAGCCUCUUUGGGGUUUGGGAGUUUCUAAUGUGCCUUGUCCUUGCCACGUUGUCGUUACUUUAAAAUAAACGUUGCACCUGACAAUUCUUUCUCGCAGUCUCGAAAAUGUUGGCAUGUCAACGUUGGCUCCGACCUCCAGUCGUGAACUUUUUGAAGUUCAACAGCAAUCUAAGGGUUGAUGUGGGAAAAGUAAUAAGUCGUUCAGUUGCAAAGAGCUAUCAUGGCGCUUCGAUGCGCGCGUGGGUGAUCAAUCAGUACGGUACAACAAAUGAUGUGCUGACCUUGUCUGAAAACUACCCAGCGCCAGGUGUUAACUUUGCACACGACGUCGUCCUUCAAGUUCAUGCUGUUGGCUUGAAUCCACUGGACAUUGCAAUGCGCGGCGGGUAUGGCGCAGGGGUGUUGCGCCUGAGGAGGGACCCGCGGACGCUGCUGCAGGACGGGGUUGAGUUCCCUCUGGUGCUCGGCAGGGAUGUGUCGGGUGUGGUCCUUCAGUGCGGCUCUGGGGUGAAGCAUGUGCAAGAAGGAGAUGAGGUAUGGGCAUCAGUUCCUCCAUGGCAACAAGGAAGUCUGGCAGAUUAUAUUCUUCUGAAUGGAAGUGAUGUGUCUCUGAAACCAAAGUCAUUGAGUCACGUUGAGGCAGCAUCUAUCCCCUAUGUGGCUGGCACAGCCUGGUCAGCUCUGGUCAACACCGGGGGAUUACACAGUGAGAACUGCUCCAAAAAGAGGAUAUUAGUCCAUGGGGCAUCAGGAGGAGUAGGCACUUUGGCCAUACAGCUUCUGAAGGCCUGGGGUGGUCAUGUUACAGCUACCUGCUUCCAGGAAGGUGUUGGCCUGGUCAAGGAGCUCGGAGCCGAUGAUGUCAUCGACUGCACAGCUGGGGACGCGGCCUCCCAACUCGGCACGCUGCAAAAGUUUGAUCUGAUCCUGGACAACGUGGGCGGUGAGACCGAGAGCUGGGCCAUGGACCUGUUGAAGCCCUGGGCGGGGUCAAAGUUCGUCACCUUGGUGUCACCUCUGCUUCGCAACACCGACGCCUUGGGCCUGGUGGACGGGGUCAUGAGGUCAGGCUUGACCCUACACGACAAAGCCAUCCGGAGUGUUACGAAAGGAGUGUUUUACCGCUGGGCAUUUUAUGUACCCGAUGGGGUAGCACUGGAUCGAAUUGGUGAAUUGGUAUCCUCUGGAAAGAUUCGGCCCGUGGUGGAGGCCACCUUCCCCUUCUCCCAGGUCCCCGAGGCCUUCCUCAAGGUGGAGACGGGCCAGGCCCGGGGCAAGACAGUCAUCAGCGUAGCAGCCACGGAAGAAGAAGAAGCUGAAUCAUCCUCCACCUCCCCGCCCUCCUCCUCCUCCCCCCAUAUCCAUGGUGACGGCCCCUCCCCGGUGACGGCCACACAGUCGGACGUCCAUCCCCCUGCUGCUGCUGCUGCUGCUGCUGUCGUGACGUCACUCCUGGCUGAAGAGCAGGGUCACCUUCACAGCCACACACCUGCUGUUGCCACCGCCAGCGGGCCCCAUGUGGCAGACGACACCUCGGUAGCAGAAGCUUCAGUGGCAGCAGCACCAGAACGCAGCACCCAGGAGGUAAUGCUAGACCAGGUGGCAGAGGCCGGAGACAGCUUAGAGGCUCUGGAGAAAGACAAGCUAGAGGCAGCCAUGGGGGACAAAACAGAGGCCGCCAAGGGAGACCAGGCAGAGGCCGCGACAACAACCUCGGACAGUUCGUCUGAUUCGUCAUCUGAAAGCUCCUCUGACUCUGACUCUGACGAAGAAGGGUCAAGUGCAGAGGCAGCGCCGGGCUCUACCACCACCACCACCACACCCACAGCAGACACAGAGAUCCCAGCGGUCCCCAGCCCAGAGGGCACGAUGACGGGUGACGGCUCGAUAACGACAGCAGACACCAGCGCUGAUAAUCGGGUCGAUACAUCCGGGUCGUCUCAGGCCACAGCAGCCACCGAGAGCACGGCAGGAAGCACCGAUAGCAAUGACGUCACUGCCAGUGGGUCGAAACAGGCCACGGAUGACACCAAUACUACUACUACUACUACUGGAACUCCGACCCGGGAAUAAUAUGCUCUUUACCAGUGUAGCUGGGUCAGCCCACAUACAUUUCUCGUGGUGGCAAACAAUUGGGUGCAUGUGCAGACAGGAAUUCCAAAAGGCUACACGGCUAGGUGCUUAACAUUAGAAGUCCCAUUAGAGCCCAGCUCAGUGCAUGACAAGAAAUUGUUGCAGGGGCGGAGCAGGGGGGCAGGGCAUAGGGGCCAGGGACCCCGGGCCUCACCACUUGGUCGAUCGCCAAACAUCUCGCAGGGGCCCCUUUUACGAUAUUUCGUGGGCCCAACGCCCACGUGCACAUUUCCAUGCUGAACAGCAAACUCAGUAUUUAUCAACUGAGUUCAGAUGCAAAACCCCCUAAGUGCCUUUUCAGAAAAUAAUCUUAAUUCAUUUUUAUUUAAUACAAAGCUAUAAAAAUUGCAUAUUUUUUAUUUUAUUUAUGUAAUAUAACUAUUUAUAUGUAUUAUCAAGUACAUGAAUGUAAACCAAACCAACAAUGGGGUUCUCUAAAAAUAUAGAAGUGCAGGUCUUCAGAAAUGGAGUUAGGGGGUUUUGCAUCAGAACUCUUCUAUUAUAUUUAAUGACCAGACGUUAUUUAUAGCCCAUUACUAUGGCAGACUCCAGCACGCCAUAUGUCAGACGGAGGCCUCUGACACAUCUCCCGCCCCCCCAUCACAAUGCCAGUGCUCCGCCCCUGACCUGUUGUCUUGUCGGCUGGUAAUAUUGUCCACUUUCUCAGACGGUUUACUGUCAAUGACACCAUUCAGGAGAAGAUAUUGUCAAGUCGCUCGGAAUUCUUUAGUAUGCUCAUGUGUGAUUGCCAUGACAUAACUGAUAUAACUCAAUUUACAUAUAAAAUGAUUCUGAUGUACACCCGUUAAGAUAGCUAUCCCAGAAUGGAGUCAGGUAAGUACAGAAACCACAGAAACCGCUGCAAUAUCCAGCUGACGAGAAAACUGGCUCUAACCACCCACUACAACUGCUCCAACGGGACUUAAACACCUAGCCACGCAGCAUUUUGGGAUUCUUGUGCGCAGCGGCCUCUUUGAUAACAUCAAAAACCUAUGUGUAGACAUGACAGAUAACAUAUGUAUGUGCUACUGGGACUAAGUAAACUCUGGUGACGGUGACAGAGGGUA